GCCAAUCCAACUCGAGGUAUUGUCAGAGUCGAUCUUAUUUAUUUACCAUAUCACCAGUCUUGUGUCUCAGCAUUGCUACAGUUCAUUAUUAUUAUAUCCGUUGGAGGGUUAUGACCAUUUGAUUGUACAUACUAUAAUAAUAAGAGGGGUCGCAAAACCGCAUCUUUGCAACAGGGACGAACGAGGGAGCGAGAGAGAGAAACGUCGGUUCCUAAUCCUCACCUCUCCCUCCCACGACUAUACCGACGGUGACGAACCUCUAGAACAGACUUGCCCCGGGUUGCAAAUUCAAAAAAAAAACUUGAAAUAUGGCACAAAAAACAUCCCAGACGCCGACGGCGAGGCUGACCCGCGAAGAAGUGGCCAAGAACAACAGCGAAGACAGCCUCUGGUGCAUCAUCGACCACAAAGUCUACGACCUGACUGAAUUUGCCGACGCCCACCCAGGCGGCAGCGUGGUCCUACGCCAGGUCGCAGGGCAAGACGCAACAUCUGCAUUCUACAACCUGCACCGACAGGAAGUGCUACAAAAAUACGCGAGCCUAUGCAUUGGAACGAUUGAGGGCGAAACGCCCGAGGUGAUUGAGCACCGACCGGGCGAUUUGAGUACCGUGCCGUACGCCGAGCCAAUAUGGUUGACGCCUCAGUUCAAAAGUCCCUAUUACUCGGCGUCGCACCGGCGAUUACAAAAGGCGGUUCGCGAAUUCGUCGACCGUGACAUAUACCCAGAGGCGCAACAAAAGGAACAGGACGGUACAUAUAUUUCACAGGAACUGGUCGACAAAAUGGCCAACAACAAUUUGUUGGCGAUGCGUCUGGGACCGGGCAAACAUUUGCAUGGUCGCAAAUUACUGGACGGCGCCGUCGAGGGCACCGAGUUCGAUUACUUCCACGACCUGAUUGUGGCACAGGAGCUGUCGCGCGCCGUGGCUCGCGGAUUCCAAGAUGGAAAUAUGGCGGGCAUGAUGAUCUCGUUGACGGCCGUGCGGCAGUGGGCCAACGAUUCUGAGUUGCGCGACCGCGUCACCGACGAGUGUCUUUCGGGUCGCAAGUUCAUGUGCUUGGCAGUCACUGAAGCCUUUGCCGGGUCGGAUGUUGCGGGGAUCCGGACAACCGCCAAAAAGACGCCUGAUGGAAAACACUACAUUGUCAACGGGACCAAGAAAUGGAUCACAAACGGCAUGUUUGCAGACUAUUUUGUCACGGGGUGUCGAACGGCCAAAGGGUUCAGUGUCAUUUUGAUCCCCAGAGGUGAGGGUGUGACUACGAAGCGGAUCAAGACCGCUUACUCGACUGCGGCGGCGACGACUUUUAUUGAGUUUGAUAAUGUCAAGGUCCCCGUCAAUCAUUUGCUGGGAAAGGAGGACCAGGGAUUUAUUGUCAUCAUGAGCAAUUUCAACCAUGAGCGCUGGGCAAUGGCUUGUGGGGUUAUUCGCUGGAUGAGGACGAUUGUCGAAGAGUGUCUGAAGUGGUCGCAUCAGAGAAUUGUUUUUGGGAAGCCUUUGGUUCAUCAACCUGUUAUCAGGCAGAAGUUGGCGAAGAUGAUUUCCCUCACUGAGGCCUGUCAGUCAUGGUUGGAGACUAUCACUUUCCAGAUGUGUAAUAUGGAUUACGCCCAGCAGUCUAAAUUGCUCGGUGGGCCUAUUGGUCUGUUGAAGUCUUAUGCAACCAGAUGUGCCCAUGAUGUCGCUGACGAUGCUGUCAAUAUCUUUGGAGGCAGAGGCCUGACGCAGACGGGUAUGGGGAGGAUCGUCGAAAUGUUCCAUCGCACUUAUAAGUUCGAUGCUAUUCUUGGAGGAGCUGAGGAGGUUCUGGCCGAUCUGGGCGUCCGCCAGGCCAUGAAGCAGAUGCCAAAGGCCAUGCUGUGAUCAUAUAUCUUGCCUGAUAGGAGUAUAAAUCCAAUUAAAGGCCGCAUAUAAGCAGAAACAUGCACAUAUGAAAAUUUUAGGAACGAUGCCAGUUGUGCGGGAUCAUCAAGAGAGUUCAGGGCCUGGUAGUGUGAGCCAGUCAAUAGGUGGUCAAUGGAAAACUACAUGUACCCUUGCCGCCACUAGGGAAUAUUCAGAUGAGAAGAAUGAGCAUGAUCUGAUUUGGGCCGAGUACUGCA
Messenger RNA from Exophiala dermatitidis NIH/UT8656, 2107 nucleotides. RefSeq names its product acyl-CoA dehydrogenase. The transcript has a single exon. Gene Ontology annotation, molecular function: flavin adenine dinucleotide binding; acyl-CoA dehydrogenase activity. Bases 309 to 1868 code for a protein of 519 amino acids. The record is from RefSeq and is a predicted model, not a curated record. NCBI's taxonomy places the organism in Eukaryota, Fungi, Ascomycota, Eurotiomycetes, Chaetothyriales, Herpotrichiellaceae.